AUGAGUGCUUUGGCUGUAAAACUGGGAACUUUGCUUAUUAGACAGGUUACUCGUCCUGUAGCGAACGUGCUGAAAGCGCAAGCCAAACAACACGACAAAUUCAAGGAGAUUUGCGUAGGACUGGCCCAGAGAAUGCACCGAGUGGACGCGAGGAUGAGAACCAGGUUGAACAAAUCGGAAGCUGAAAUCAAGGUGCGGCCCUUGAACGAUGCUCGAGCGGUGGAAAACGGUGCCACACUCCUGAGUGAAGCGUUCGUAUUCGGGGUCACUGGCAGCGUGGUGGUGUGGGAAACGUUGAGACAGCGUACGAAGGAGCUUAACAGACGGGACCAGGUGGCCCGAGACAUCACUUUUUUGCAAGAUGAGAUCGAAGAGCUAAGAGCUGCACUGACCAGCAACAGCAUCGAGAGUUCCCAGAAAUAA
This is a messenger RNA of Lachancea sp. 'fantastica', 423 nucleotides long. The record is from the annotation of a GenBank genome assembly. NCBI's taxonomy places the organism in Eukaryota, Fungi, Ascomycota, Saccharomycetes, Saccharomycetales, Saccharomycetaceae.